Molecule: messenger RNA, 5541 nt
Organism: Pocillopora meandrina
Lineage: Eukaryota; Metazoa; Cnidaria; Anthozoa; Scleractinia; Pocilloporidae
Source: the annotation of a GenBank genome assembly
AUGUCUUGCUCGUUCUUGAAUAUUGUUGGUGGGAUUUGCGGCGCAGACGAACGCACAAGUUCUUCAACUUCCGUCACGCCUCUCACGCGGUGUAACAGGGAUAUCAAAAAUCACAAAAAGUCGUUGAAAUUUUCUGGAAUUGAAACGGAGGUAGAAUUAAUUUUGGCGAGAUGUGGAUGUUUUCAAAAGCCGGCGAAUUUAUCGGAUAUGACUAUCUGUCCGGUUCAUCGUGCCAAGUUAGGUUUAGGUUGGCGAAGGACGGGUAAUCUUUGCACCAUCCUGGAAGUUGUUUCUGGUCACUGCAAGGAGCUGAGGAAGGCACCCGCACUGGAAAAAGGAAUAAAUUUAUUCCAAUCCAUGAAGAUAUUUGAGCUUUCAAAACAGCUCGUCCCUGUGGGCUCAGGUAAGCAACCAACUACUUGAUGUUCUACCAAACAGAAACUGUCUCCAAUGAAUUAUUUUUAGUCUAUUCAUUCUGAUGACUUGAGAUUAUAUGAAAGAAUCAUUUGUUUAAACGACGGAGAAAUAAGUAAGGUUGAUGAAGGACAUUUCGUUACUUAUCUCUUCAUUCAGUUGUCCAAUCCAAUUUUUUUAUAACAACCUUUAUUUCAUGCCUCUCAUUUUUUUAUGGAUUGCGCUUAUAUUAGUGUGUGCACUGUAUAGUGCCCUACCCACUUUGUCGCCAGGUAUGUGAGAGUGAGUGAGUGAGUGAGUGAGUGAGUGCCGGUGUCCGAAAACAAACAGGUCCGCAGCGCGUGCACAGCACUACCCAUAUGUAUACAAUGAGUUCCUAUUUUUUAUCAGUAUCUCUCAGUUCGUACGCGGGGUGUGAUUGGUCAAUUUUGCGCGGCCCACUAAACUUUAACUAGUUUCCAUUCCCGCGCGCCCGAUUGACCUCAGAGACAUAAUGAAUAUCUUACUAACCUCGUUUCACGCUCUGUAACUUACAGUACGCACCUGGAAUUCGGUUAGUAGGGGUUAAUUUACUUUGUUUAAAACAUUUCAAUUUCGUUUCGCAAAAAGCCACUUGAGAAAGAUAUAAACAAUAAACAAAAAAAAAGGAUAGUCUAAUCACAAUGCUACUCCCCCCUUCUUCUCACCUCUUAUCGCGCAGUCAACUUCCGAUUGUUAUUUUAUUCUGUGGGUCGACAAAACUUCAGACUUUUGUGUUUAAAAAAUACGCGCCUUUCGGUAAUUUCGGAGUUUUGACGGGAAUUUGACUAUGUUUUUUCUAAAGGAAUUUGCGUAAAAUGCAGAAAGAUGCUUAGUGUGUAUAAGGAAAGAGCACCUGAGAAAUGCCAGAUGACCGCUGAAGUUUCAGAGAUCGCCGAAACCUUGAACAAGUUAAACCUGGUGAGUAUACGCACAUGCUUUAUUAUAUAAUAUGAAAUACCGGUGGCAAGACACUUUCCCAGUUAUAUCGCUUAUCAGAGACCUUAUAGUCUUUCUGUCAUGUCAGCCCAUCUCUAAACGUUUCUUCAGGCCACCAAUAAGCAUUCAUCCUUUCACUUCACAAAGUCAUACAAACUCACAAUCCAAAAUCAUCAUGACGUCGUUUACGUCUUGAUCUAUUCCCCACACUUUAAAGUAUAUUUAAGGUCUUUUUUUUAAUUUUUAUUUUAUUUGCCGGGGGUGGGUGGGUGGGUGGGAGGGAGGGCAAGGGGCAGGAGAGAGGAGGAUGUAGAUUGGAUGGAUGGCCAACCCUCUCCAUUGUGUAUCUGCAGAAGUAAGAAAAUUAAUUUGUACAUCAAAACCUAAAUACGUUAUAUUACACCAUUUGAAAUCUAAAAAAGCAUGUGUCGAGGAAUGUUAAAUUACUUGUCCUAUGAUAUGUGUCCAUGGCAGCCGAAAUUAGACAGCUCUUAAUUAGAAUUUCGUUAAUUUAAAGUUUAACUGGAAAACUUGGUAAUCCAGAGUCGGAAGCAGGGUUCGUGAAUGAUAUAAGGAAGUCAUAGGUGUUUUAACACUAACUUUACUAGAAAUGUCGAACUGGCCCACGAAUCGUGGGCGAAUCUUUUGUUCAUUGUAUAUAGAAAAUAUUUUAACUUUUUCGCACUACAGGUCGAUCAUGAAGCUGACACUGAUAUUUCCCUUCCUGUACCGAUCACUGAUACUGAAUGCAAAGAAGGUAGAUCUAAACGAGAGAGCCUUUACGUGCCAGACGAAGAUUCGCAAGAAAGCGAAGAUGACAUAAACUAUGUGCAAGGUGAAUCCCUGAAACAGCUCAAUCGCUUUCAACAGCUUCGUGACACCAGCCCAGUCCGCCACGUACUAUCAGUACCAUGGAAUGUAGCUCAAAGCCGUUCUAAACGCCGUUAUUUGAGAAAAGCUGAACAGUGUGCUUCAGCAGUAAUGGAAGUCCUUGCUCCUGAAGAUUCGAAUUGCUUGUGGAGGGAAUUAUGUGAGCGCGAAGUGAAUCGAAGAACAACUGGCGGGAAAAAGUGUAAGGAAGUGGAGCUUCUUCAAGCGUUUGCCGAGAGUUAUUUAAACGCUCAACACUGGAGUACCCGUCGGCAAAUACUCUCAAUCCUGGCUGACAAGUUGUCUUUCAAAGAGGUGCAAGAAUUUAUCCCAACCCUGACAAGUUACCGCUUUGACAUAGCGCGACACCACACCCUGCUUCAUGGAAGAGCAGAACCGAUUCCUCGCCAAGAUAACAGGAGAAUGAAAGUUGACCAAGGAAAAUUGGAAGAUUUCAUUUCAUUUAUCACAAGUUCACAUGUGAUUCAAGAUGUUCCAUUUGGCGAAAGGCUUUUGAAGUUAUCAACCGGUGAGGUUAUUAAAAUACCAAAUGUAAUCAGAAUGAUGAUUCCGGAGCGUAUUUUUCAACAGUACCAACAAUAUUGCAGUGAAAGAGGUUUUGAGCCCAUGAGCAGGCGAACACUGCAUAGAGUGCUAGAUGAGUGUUCUGCGUCUGUUAGGAAGUCUUUUCAAGGACUUGAUAACUUUUCAUCUCAAGGAGCAGAGGCAUUUGAUGACCUGGACAAAGUGGUCGAUAAACUGGUUGAUUGUGGAGAAACAGAAGUGUGGGCCAAGGAAAUGAAGCUACAGUUACGCUCAUCAAAGCAAUACGUGAAAAGUGACUACAAGGUAUUUGAUUUAUUUCAUUACACGGUUUGUUAUGAAGUACUUCAAAAGAAAGGCGCAAAACUGACAGAAAGUUGAUGCAACAACACAGGCAAAUUAUUUUCCUAAAGUUCAAAUUUUUGAAAAUGCAUAAUAUUGAUACUUGAACUAGUUCCAGGUCCUCUCGUGCGUAACUAAGGAAGGAAUUAUUGUCGAUAACCUGUAAGUUAUAUUUAUACAUUUUGCAAACAAAGGGGGACCGUCGGCCUUUUCAAUGUAAUUGUUUUAUAGAAAUAGUAGUUAAGAUCAGGACGAUAAAAUUACUGUAUUUCCUCCGCUAAGUGCCCGGGCGCUGGAUCGAGUCAGGAAGGGGCUCCCAAUAUAGAGGUUGGGCGCUUGUUCCAAGGGCGAUUUACUUAAGAGGAGCUCGCUUAUUGGAGGAAAUGCGGUGAUUGAAAUUGUUUACGUUUUUGUUGUCUUCGGCUUGUUUCAGGUCCAUGUGGUUGAGUCUUCGAGUAUUGCUGAUCAUUGUAGGACUUACGCCUUAAGUGACUCAACAGACUCUGACUUCCAAGGCCACUGCAGUCAUUCACACAACGAAACAUAUGCACAGUGUUGCCAGCUGCAAGAAGUUCUAAGCAUCUUGGAGAGUGAGUGUUCAAGUGCAGUUUGUAACGAGGAGCAGAAAUCGGACAUGCUACACGCUGUUAAGCAGGCCAGAAAUAAUAUCAUGAGCUGGAAAGCCCACCAGUUGCGCUCCGUUCACCAAGAUCAGGCCAAAUGUUCUGUUCUAGCUAAAAUGAAGAGCAAAUGCGACGUGUUACUAGUGCAGGAUUGGGCAAUGAAAUUUAUGCCACGAAAAUUUCGAGAGCCGCAAUCAGACUGGUUUGCUAAGCGCAGUUUACCAUGGCACAUAACAGUUGCUAUUAGGAAGUCGGAAGAAGGCGAGCAGUUUGAGUCUCAAACAUUCGUACAUGUCUUUCAGAACUGUUUACAAGACAGUGCUGUAUUGGUAUCGAUAAUGCAGGAUUGUCUUGUUUCGCUGAAGAAGGAAAUGCCGGAAUUAGAAAGGGCGUUUUAUAAACAAGAUAAUGCCGGCUGUUACCACAGCGGAUACACUAUCGUUUCAGCAUAUUUGCAGGCGACAUUGCUGGCGUGGGCGUGGAACGGAACGACUAUUCCGAUCCUCAAGGUGGAAAAGGAAUAUGCGACCGCCAAGCAGCGACUAUUAAAGGAGACAUUGGAAGAUAUGUAAACGAGGGCAAUGAUGUGACAACAGCAAUUCAGCUCAAAACAGCCAUAGAGUCUGGUCCAGGAUCUUGCGCUAAGGCUAGUUACGUUACAUUCAACCCGUCAAGCACUCGGCACGUCAAAUGGGAUGGUGUAAGCUUACUCAACAACUUCAAGUAUGAGGAGAACGGAAUACGAGCGUGGAGGGAAUUUAAUGUGGGUCCUGGAAAGUUGCUAACGUGGUCUCAGUUUGAAGGAGUUUUGCAGGUCCCGGAAACUCUUGAAGUGGUUGAUCCCCCAUCGCAGAAAUUGAGUACUAAGCCAUCUUUCAAGAAGGUGAGACACAGACAUGUAAAUAAAAAAUCUGCAAGUGAUCCAAACGCAGCCAGUGAUGCCAAUAGCCGAGAACAAGAAGAUGAUGAUGGUGAAAACGAGCAAGCCUCGCCACUUUUCCCAUGCCCCGAGGAAGGGUGCAUUAAAGCAUACAGCCGCUUUGUAUCAUUACAAGCACAUCUAGACACGGGGAAACACAAGCGACUACCUGAACAGGAAACGCUGUACGACAAAGCAAAACGAGGAUAUGCUUCAAAGCUAAUGGAUGAAGGUAGCAGGAUUUCCACUGUGCAGUUACAAUGUGAAGAACAAAACAGCCAAUGCUUUUCGCCCCUUACAAUGGGAUGGGCACUUAAGACAAUCACAAAGAAGACACGUUUUACGCAAAAACAGAAUGAAUUUUUGAAACAACAAUUUGAAAUUGGCGAGCAGAGUGGAAGGAAAGCAGAUCCGAAUGAAGUCUCAAAAAUGAUGAGAUCUUCAAGGGACGAGUUAGGAGCUCGUCGAUUUCUACCAGAAGAAGUUCUAGCAGGACAGCAAAUCACUGGAUUCUUCUCACGACUGGCAGCAAAGAAAAGGCUUCCUCCCAGUACAGUGAACCGGGAAGAGUCGGACGAAGAGACCACUAGAGAAGAUGACAGAGCAUCACAAGAACAGGUAAUCCAAUCUGAAAUCUGUGCGCAAGUGAUGAGAGAGGUUUCCCUUCAGCACCCCAUUGUAUCGUCGUCAGGUUACAACAUCUGUGAACUCAUGCGCAUGGGCAAGAAAAAGCUGAUGUCACUGAGUGUGGACAUGCUGCACAGUAUUUGCAAUGAACUUGGUGUGGACGUCUCUGAUAUAACACAGAGACGAAAGAAUCCGUUUAUUAGUCGUCUUUCAAAGCUUGUAGGCGAGUGCGGCUGUACCUCAUAA